Hyla sarda is the source of this 1109-nucleotide messenger RNA. Its product is annotated as gastrula zinc finger protein XlCGF53.1-like. The annotation marks the transcript as partial. The transcript is spliced from 5 exons. The record is from RefSeq and is a predicted model, not a curated record. Lineage: Eukaryota; Metazoa; Chordata; Amphibia; Anura; Hylidae. Gene Ontology annotation, biological process: regulation of DNA-templated transcription.
GCUCCUGUACAGUCUGCAGGUGGAGGUAUAUACGGUUGUGGUGACAUCAGGAGCGCUGGGGGAGGGGACAUUACUAUUAACCCCUUCAGGUCCACAAGGAAGAAGAUCACAAGAUCCAGAACUUUCUGUGUAUUUGUCUCUUUCUUUCUCUGUUGUUGUUUCUAUUAGCAGCCGCCAUUUCUCAUCGUCUCCUCUUCUUCCCUUCAGGUUUCUCCAAUCCAGGAUCCUCUGCUGAUAUCUUCUAUAUAAGAGAAUUCUCAUGGAUGACCCAUCAACCAUGGAGAGAGACAGGAACAAGAUGGCCGACAGGAUCAUAAACCUCACCCUACAGAUACUCUUCCGGCUGACUGGAGAGGAUUACACAGUAGUGAAGAAGUCCUCUAGUGGGCGCUGUCGGGCCCCUGUGUGUGAAGGAUGGGGAAGAACCCUGAGCCCAAUACCGGGGCCCCCACCUCACUCCCUGAUAUAUGAGGAAAUGGAUGAACAGAAGAUUCUAGAACUCAUCAAAAACAUGAUGGAGCUGCUGACCGGAGAGGUUCCUAUAAGGUGUCAGGACGUGGCGGUCUAUUUCUCCAUGGAGGAGUGGGAGUAUGUAGAAGGACACAAGGAUCAGUACAAGGAUCAGGUCAUGAUGGAGGAUCAGCAGCUCCUCACUUCACCAGUCAGAUCCAGUAAGAGAACAGCACCCGAGAGGUGUCCCCGUCCUCUUCUUCCACAGGAUGAUCAGGGAGAAGAUCUGAACAACAUUAAUGCUCCAGAGGCAGAUGUGAGUGGUGAUGAGCAGUAUAAGGAGAACAUUCCUACAGGAAAAGAUCUGAUCUAUAUUAAUGCUGCAGACAUAAAGGAAGAAGAGACAGAUGUGAGCGGUGAUGAGCAGUAUAAGGAGGAUAUUCCUACAGGGAAAGAGCUGAUCUAUAUUAAUACUACAGACAUAAAGGAAGAAGAAGAGACAGAUGUAAGCGGCCAUGAGCAGUAUAACGAGGACAUUCCAACAGGAAAAGAUCUGAACAAUAUUAAUGCUACAGUCAUAAAGGAAGAAGAAGAAGAAGAGACAGAUGUGAGCGGUGAUGAGCAGUAUAAGGAGGACAUUCCUACAGGUAACCGCCCAG